Molecule: messenger RNA, 1101 nt
Organism: Pochonia chlamydosporia 170
Lineage: Eukaryota; Fungi; Ascomycota; Sordariomycetes; Hypocreales; Clavicipitaceae
Product: sorbitol dehydrogenase
Exons: 2
Coding region: 1-1101 (366 amino acids)
Biological process (GO): D-sorbitol catabolic process
Molecular function (GO): zinc ion binding; L-iditol 2-dehydrogenase (NAD+) activity
Source: RefSeq, a predicted model, not a curated record
AUGCCCGAGGAGAAUGGUCACAUGAUACAGCCGUUCAGAAACCUCUGCUUUAUCCUAAAGCAACCCCAGGACACCGAAUUCUCCGAACGGCAGAUACCCAAAAUUUCCACGCCACACGACGUCCUCAUAGCCGUCAACUAUACCGGCAUCUGCGGAUCCGAUGUGCACUACUGGGAGCAUGGUGCAAUAGGCCAUUUUGCCGUUAAGGACCCAAUGGUCCUGGGUCACGAGUCUGCAGGCACAGUUGUUCGCGUUGGAAGUGCCGUGAAGUCGCUUGCGGCCGGAGACAAGGUCGCGAUUGAGCCAGGCUAUCCUUGCCGGCGCUGUGGUGAUUGUCUAGCCGGCCGGUAUAAUCUCUGUCCGGACAUCAUCUUUGCGGCAACGCCGCCCAACGACGGUACGCUUGCUGGGUUCUGGGUUGCCCCGGACGAUUUCUGCUACAAGCUGCCCGACCAUGUCUCGCUUCAGCAGGGUGCUUUAAUUGAGCCCCUCGCGGUUGCUGUGCACAUUGUAAAGCAAGCCAAUAUCUCACCGGGUGCUAGUGUUGUAGUCAUGGGUGCUGGUCCAGUUGGCCUCCUUUGCGCCGCAGUUGCAAGGUGCUUUGGCGCUUUCACGGUUGUCAGCGUUGAUAUUACUCCAUCGAAGCUUGACCUUGCCAAGGCGAUGGGAGCUACGCACACGUACCUCUCUAGUGGAAUAUCAGCCGAAGAGAAUGCAAAGGCGCUGCGAGAGCAGUGCAACCUCGAGAAUGGCGCCGAUGUGGUUGUUGAAGCAAGUGGUGCGGAAAGUUCAAUACAAGCUAGCUUACACGUUGUUAAAGUGGGCGGAACCUUUAUACAGGGCGGUAUGGGCAGAGCAGACAUCACAUUUCCGAUUAUGAGCAUGUGUCAGAAAGAGAUCUCAGCACGAGGAAGUUUUCGUUACGGGCCUGGAGACUUUGAGCUAGCUGUUGGGCUGGUGUCGAAUGGUAGUGUAGAUGUACAGAAGCUGGUCACGGGCGUGGUAUCUUUCAAACGAGCUGAGGAGGCCUUCAAAAUGGCAAAGUCGGGCGAGGCUGUCAAGAUAUUGAUUGCAGGUCCCAAUGAAGCAAUGCAUGUGUAG